This is a messenger RNA of Hirsutella rhossiliensis, 1233 nucleotides long. RefSeq names its product Heat-labile enterotoxin, A chain. The record is from RefSeq and is a predicted model, not a curated record. The transcript has 4 exons. NCBI's taxonomy places the organism in Eukaryota, Fungi, Ascomycota, Sordariomycetes, Hypocreales, Ophiocordycipitaceae. The coding region runs from base 1 to 1233 and encodes 410 amino acids.
AUGCCCCUGCUAAUUCGAGACGUUUCAGACGGGCCCAAGAAGGAACUGGGAUCUUUCUGUCGCAAACUCAAAGAGACAAUCGCCAAGCCUGCUGUCCAUCUUUGCGAAAACGAUACCUUCAAUCCGCCGUGUACUACUGUUAAGAGCUCGGCCGGGCAGUGCGUCUCUGUGCCCACCUCGUUGAAAGGCAAGGUGUCUUCGGUACGGCCAAAUGAAGCUGCCGGUACCUGUCGCUUCUAUAAUAAGCCUGGCUGCAAGGACGGCGAGGGCGGUCACUUCGAUGUCUCUUACCCAGGCGCUGAUGUCUCCAAGGGCGAGUGGCCAAGGCCCGAAGACUUCAAUGAUAAGAUCGCUUCCUUCCGCUGCGACGCGGCGAAAGAGUCGAACACGCCUGAACAAUGGGAAUGGUCGCCUAAGUCUCAGCCGCAGCUCUGCUCUCAUUUCGAUCACUUGAACCUUGGUUUCCAGUUAUCGGACAGUAGUGGCGCCGGAACCUGGGAUACCAUUAAGCUCGACUUCCCGAAUGCGGCUUCAAAAAAACACGUCAUCGCAAACGGUCCAGCCGCUGGAUUUCAUGAGUGGCAGCCCAUCAAUAUGCAGAAUGUGUUUGGGUCGGAUUUAGUCGAGGUCCGCCGUAUGUCAAAGAUCCGCCUUGCCACCGAGAUAAAUCAGGCAGUCCUUGAUUUCAAGGAGGCAGAUGAGUGGAGCCUUAUAGGCCUAAAACUGACAGCACGAUGCGCUAAGUCUGGUAUAUGGGUUGACAUGGACAAAUUCGCCUCGAUGAAUAGGCUGAUGCAGGCUAAGCCUACUGACAGUGGCAGGUACCGAUAUCAUAGGGAUUGGGAAGUCUGGGCCGACGAUAUCAAAUCCGAAGACUGGGUUCCGAGGCCCCCAUGCAGCCAUUUCCAGCAGAUGGACGUUCGUGUGGAGAUGGCUGAUGAGAGCUGGGCCGGAACCAACAACGAUCUCUAUAUCUAUGCCGGCAAUGGCCGUUUCCAGAUCGCUCAUCAACCCUCUCGCCGCCAAAGCUACAUCUCCAACGUCAACCUCGAGGUCGCCUAUAGGUCGUCGGCUGUUCCUGUGGCCGAUAUUAAGCGCAUCUCGAUCAAGAGUGAAGGAGGGUCUUGGAAUAAGGCGUUGGCUUCGAGUAAAUCCCCCUCCCCCCCUCGCCUCACCCCUCGUGUCUCGGGGAAAGCAUGGCAGCUGAUACGUCGUGCCAAAUUCAGAUAUUAG